UUGGAGCCACAUGACACUCCUACUAUAAUCAUCUUCCUUAUUUAUAUCACCUGCCACUACUCAAACCCUAAAAUCUUUCAUCAAUUUCUCACUACAUUCUAUAUCUAUAUUCUAUAACAAUAGUUAUGGCUUCUGCUUGUCUGAAUAGUAUCUCGCCGGAGAAUCUUCUAGAUCGGUCACCCAACUAUUCUUCAUACACCUGGUUCAAUCCUCGUCUGUCAUCAUCUUCUCCGGCGAAAAAACACUCUGACCUACCGGAAAAUGUAGAUCCGGCGAAGAAAAUUUCCGAUCUACCGGAAGAUUCAGAUCUGAAAGAGUUUGAUGGUUUUGAGUUCAGCCUUCAUGAUCCUGCUACAAUGCUGCCGGCUGAUGAGCUGUUUUCCGACGGUAAACUUGUUCCGUUACAUUUAUCGGUUAUUCGUCAGGAACCUGCCACGUCAUCAUCGGUCACAGUUUCAUCAUCAUCAGGUGUAAAUGUUAAUAUUACUUGUCCAGAUACGCCGUUUUCUCGCCGUACAAUCGCCGCCGGCGAUUCAUUCGCCGCUGAUCCGUACUUGUUUUCUCCUAGAGCGCCACGGUGUUCCAGCCGUUGGAGAGAGCUUUUAGGUUUCGGUAAUAAACGAGCUAAUUCGUUACCGUCAUCUCUUAACGGUAACAACUCUGUAACCGGAGUCAACGGAACUAACGGAGUUAACGCAGCAAGUAGGUCUAUCAGACAGUUUCUUCACCGAAGUUCAAAAUCAUCAGAUGCAUCGUCAUCUUCAUUACUUAAUCCUUUGCUAAAAGAUUUAGAUACAGAAUCUGUAUCUAUAUCUUCACGUCCGUCAUUAUCUUCAUCCUCUUCAGGUCAUGAUUUAGACGACUUACCUCGUCUCUCUCUAGAUUCCGAUAAACCUUCAAAAGUCAACAUCAACACAUCAAACCGUCCAAAAACCAGGCUAGUGAAAUGCAGAACCGAUCAACGCGCCGCCACACGCGUCGGAAAAGCCACUCACCGCCGUUCAGCCGAUACAACCGCCGCAGCAACAGCAACUGACCGUGGCGUAUCGAUAGAUAGUCCGAGAAUGAAUUCAUCAGGCAAAAUAGUUUUUCAUAGUUUGGAAAGAAGCUCAAGUAGUCCGAGUAGCUUAAACGGAGCUCCGAGAUUUAAGCAUAGAGGUAUGGAGAGAUCUUAUUCGGCUAACGUCAGAAUCACGCCGGUGUUAAACGUCCCGGUGUGUUCUCUCCGUGGCGGUUCAAAAUCCGGCGGUGUUUUCGGUUUUCCGAUAUUUUCAUCUCAACAGAAAAGAGAAGGUUCUAGUAAUAACAAUGCUAAUAUCUCCGGUCAAAACAGAAGUCAACGAUUCAUGAAUUCCAAAUCUCAAAAAGAUUGAUUUUAAUUUAAUUGAUCCGAGAUGUUUAUUUUUAUAAAAAAAAUGGAAAAUCUGAUUUAGCUUUCUUUUUAGGACUUUUUUUUUCCAGUCAAUGCAAGUUAGUUAGUGUAGGAUGAUAGCAUUAGGCAUCUAGCUUACUAGGUCUAGCAUAAUAUUUUUUUUUUCUUUUUGUUUUUAAUUUUGUUUUGUUAUUUAUGAGUUAUAUAUGUAUCUAUUUUUGGUUUUAACGGAUGAUUAUGAUUUCUUAUA
Molecule: messenger RNA, 1622 nt
Organism: Erigeron canadensis
Lineage: Eukaryota; Viridiplantae; Streptophyta; Magnoliopsida; Asterales; Asteraceae
Exons: 1
Coding region: 126-1373 (415 amino acids)
Source: RefSeq, a predicted model, not a curated record